GACCUUAAGUAACUCCAGUGGUUGCUGGUUCGUACUCUUUGUUUGGACCUACGUCGCUACGGAUGAAGAAGGUGGAGUCAAGUUUUGCUCAUUUGGUUCAAAAGAAAAAUAAUCCUCUAUUAAAAGCUAAGCUGGGACUCUGCUGGCACAGAACUUCACAUCCAGCACAAGAGGAGAAAGCGUGAGAGAAAGAGAAGGAUGGCAAAAAACAGGAAAGUAUUUAUUGAUCUGGUAGAUAAGGCAAUUGCUACUGGUGACACAAUGAAGAGUGAAGAUCUGCUAUUUUCCUACAAGGGGAUCUUCUACCCAGCUACUGUUUGUAGUCCUGAGCAAUUCAAAGCUUUGGAGGCAUUUGAAGCAAGAAGUGAUGAUGUCAUCCUAGCAGGGUACCCUAAAUCCGGUACAAAUUGGGUAGGCCAAAUUAUAACUGACUUGGUAACAACAUGUGCAAAGAAUAAUGAGGAUGAAACAAAUAGUGUGAAUGAUGAACUAGAUGAAUUUCCCUACCUGGAAGUUGGAGAUGCUGAGAAAUACCAGCGAAUGAAGAAAUUACCUUCUAGAAGAAUUAUAUUUACUCAUCUCAUGCCUCACAAUCUACCUGAGUCAAUCUUCAAGAAUAAAACUAAGGUCUUGCUGCUGCUUCGCAAUCCAAAAGAUGUAGCUACCUCUUAUUACCAUUUUUCCAAUGGCUUGUCUCCUCUUCCAUCCUAUGAGACCUGGGAUGAAUUCUUCACAGCUUUCAUGACAGGAAAAAUGCCCUGGGGCUUCUAUUUUGACUAUAUUUUUGAAUGGAACAAACAUAUUGAUGAUGAAAACAUUAUGACAAUAACCUACGAGGAGCUGAAAGAGAAUCGGGCUAUGGGUGUCAAAAAGAUAGCUGAAUUCUUUGGGCUGUCUCUGACUGAAGAGGAGCUUCAAGAUGUGGUAGAUAGGAGCAGCUUCCAGGCUAUGAAAGACAAUUCUGAGAAAACGCAUGGAGCAUUUGGCAAUGUUCUCUUCCGCAAAGGUGGUGUUAGUGACUGGAAGAACUUGUUCAAUGAAGAUCAGAACCAAGAAAUGGACAACAAAUUUGAAGAAUACUUAGCAGUAACCAAGCUGGGAGCAAAGUUAAAUUAUGGGGUUCACUGCAAGGCCUGAGUAUCAGUUACAUAAUGUAUAUGGAAAAAGUAGAUCAAGUGAUCCACAUAUCUCUGAUUUUUUGUAAUAUUCACAGUCAGGUUACCCUUAAAGUGAUAUUAGUGCAUAUGAGAUAUUCAAUAUAAUUUAAAGUCCUUUGGCAUCCUUGGACUGAAUCUAUCUACUGAACAAUAUUAAUAUUAUAUAAUUGCUGUAGUACCAAUCUCUGGAGGAAAUACUCCAUCACACUGAAUGCUAUUAAUCUUGCUAUCCUGAUUAAAAGAAUGUAGCACCUAGAGAUUAUUUUUAAAAAUAUCUCAUACCAAACAACUUCUCCACAAAAAGACUUCUAGCAAAAAAGUCCCUCAUUGAACAGUCAUUCAGGUAAAUGAAAAUCUUUCCUACAAUUUCAGUGGGUCCUGGAUCAACCCCCUAGUAGAGAGUGCUCAGACAGAAACAGAGCGAGAGGGAGAGUGAGAGUAAGAGAGUAGUCAUAAUGUUUUCUUAAAUUAUAAUAUUUUCUUUUAUUUAAAAAAAUAGAAUCUCAACUUGGCCUAGGGAAAUUUACUGCUGGUAUAUGGCCAAAUUCUAUGUUGAUGCAAAUGGACAAUAGUCCACUAAAAUAAAAGGAUUUCCAUUAACUUACACCCACAAACACUUGGCUCUUAGUAUCUCUAGUACAUAAAAUUGAUUCUCCUCUUUUUUAAACAUAUAUAUAUAUUGGUGU
Molecule: messenger RNA, 1843 nt
Organism: Alligator mississippiensis (American alligator)
Lineage: Eukaryota; Metazoa; Chordata; Crocodylia; Alligatoridae
Product: sulfotransferase 6B1
Exons: 7
Coding region: 199-1137 (312 amino acids)
Biological process (GO): sulfation
Cellular component (GO): cytoplasm
Molecular function (GO): sulfotransferase activity
Source: RefSeq, a predicted model, not a curated record